AAUGCAGGAACGGAUGAGCUGGAGAAGUGUAGCGUGUGUGUCUAUGUGUAGUUCUCCCGUUUGCGUUACCUUCUGUGUGUGUGUGUGUGCGCGCGCUGUAUGCAUGUGCGUAAGUGCGCGUGAGGGAGUGUAUGGAACGCGCGUGGGAAUAGAGAUCACAACUUUUUUGGAUACAGUUUUGUCGUUUUAAGUUUGACUUCUAAGGUAUACAGAUCAAAGGAGCCGAGCUUUAGAAGUCCUUCUUCUUUUACGCACGGGCGCACGCACACGCACGCACGCACUCACGCACACUGAGUCCAGCUUGUCAGAGAUCAAGCUCUCCUGCAAAAGUUUCUAGUCGGAUCUCGGUCUGAACAUGUCCCACUGAACCGCGUUUCCAGUUCAUUUUCUCUGCACUGCUACUGAAGGCCAUAAACAGGAAGAACCAUCCGGGUUGAUGUUCUCCAUCGGCUCUGGUUUCUCUUUUUUUUGGGGGUUUGUUUUUUCUUUUUUUGUUCCCCUAUCUCGGUUCCAAGCUUGCAGAGGAAACCCUGGAGCACUGAUGAUCAUCUGACUGUAGAUGAUCUCUAAACUGAAGGUCUACUCCAUACUCCAAGCAUGGAAAUAUAGAAAAAGAGUGUGAAUUGGAAAAAAAACAGGACAUAAGGAUUGCCAGCAUGCUGAAGACUUUAACCAAAAAGCUCAGAAGACAUUCCCUUAAUGAAAUCCACCCUUUCCAGCUUAAGAUUUCCUACCAUGGCAGUGAGGAGGGUGGAGAGAGUGAAGACUCUGAAGGAGAGAACCAAGAGCUGGCACAGAUCGAUCGAGAGCGUCGCAGGAACUGCGUUUUAACUCCUCUGGCCACCAGUCAGCAGCCUAACCAGGGCCUGCUUUCCCCGGGUCGCGUUCGCCGUGUGCGCGUGCUACUGGAGCCUGCCAUGGAGCGCCACAGCUCCGAAGAGGAACUCGAGCGUAUUGCUGGCAUUGCGAGUACCGCUGGUGCUGAGGCUGGGUGCAGGUGGCACCGGCACGGUGACCUCAGCAGUGCCUCCAGUGACGAGGAGGUGAAAGACCUGUGUGAGCCAGGUGCUUCCCCCAGCCCUGUGCUCUUCAGCUCAUCUCCACCUCGAGGCCUCAAACCCACACACACCUCCACACGACUACACGCCAGACCCAUAAUCCUCAGCCACUUCGAACAGCCUGCUGUGCCAUACUGGAGACACCGGAGAGAGCCCGGGCGCCCGAGUCUGGACCUGGAGAAGAUGCAGCAGAAAAUGCUCCUGAAAAAGACCUGUGGCGGCAAAACGAGGACAAUCAAGAUCCGGAACCUGACUGGCAGUCGUCAUUCUCCCAGAUACUCUUAUGAUCCCUCCAUCUUUGCCUUUCGCUCUCUGAGCACUGCCCCUCCGUGCAGUCCUCUGCUGUCCAGCGAGGAACCUCCUUGUGCCUGAAGGAAGCCAUUGGACUUUGAGAUGAAACAGCACAGCUUGUUGGAUCAAUCUGUUUCUCACAUUAAGGCAGGGACAGUUUUAUUAUCCUGUCAUUUCCUAGGGUUUUAGCCCAAACAAAAGUGCCCAAGUUGACAAAACAGCAAGUCCCAGAAUGUAGAUGAGCAUCAGGGAACUGGGUAAUGUUGUUUUAUGUUGUUUUACACAUUCUGACUGUCUGACCAUAUCUCAGGAAAAACAAAUCUUUUAACACUACAAAGACAAGGCCAAGUACAAUGACAGAGCAACAACAAUAUUUUGCAGAAAUUUUGGCAUUCUGAAUUAUUUUGUGGUUCUUGAAUAAUCCUGCACAUCUGGUGAUUCCCUGAUGUUCAGAUACAGUUAUUCACUGUCCAUUGUACUAUGAGAAUCUUGGCUAUUUGUAGAUCAUGUAGAAAGUCUACACCAAGAGGCUUUUGGACCGAGAAGGUAACCUGAUGCUGUAAUGUGAGGAUGGACUUUAUGGAACGAGUGGAUUUUUGUUGGGCUUGAAAGGUAUUACUACAAUUGUAGCCAGUGAGGCUGGCAUUCUACCCUUUCUUAUAUAAGAAUGAUCUUCAUGUUUUUAGAGCUUGACCAACAAUCGAAAUGCAAAUGCAAUAUUAUUGGGUUACCUUGUGUCAUUGGAAGAUCGAGGUUAUCUAUGUCUGCAAUAGUGCUUGCCUAAUGUGUACUGUUCUUUCACAAAAAUGCAUCAGUCAACAAGGGAGUGAAGAGGAACCCUGGUACAAACCCAGCAUUAGACUAAAGCCGGUUUUACACUGUGUGAUUACGCCGACCUUUUUAAUUACUUUCCCGCACUGUAUGAGAUAAUCCUAAUAAACUCUUGGCCGAAUUAUGUGCCAGAUUGUGCGCCAGUGUGUGUUCUCCAUGUCAUAUUAUGGGAUACUCAUCCUCCCUAUGUUAUCAAUCAAUGUGAUGCGGUCACUGGAAUGAAAAGAUUUAAUGUAGGCUAAAGGUAAUAAGGAUAUUUCUUCUGUCCAUGUUCCAUUCAUGUUUUACUAAUAUAUCUGUAGCUGUUUUCCUCUUGUAUAUUUUAAUGCAAAUAUCAGACAUAAUCCAAACUUGUCAGCCAUCUUUGGUAGCUACAGCACUAUAUUUGCCACAUAAUCCGCUCUUCGACUGUCAAUCUCAAUUGACAACCAAAGAAUGAAUUAACAAUGUGCAAUUUUUGUCUGCAGCAUACUGUAGGGCCAAGAUUGUACAGUGUAAAGCCGGCUUAAGCGUGUGAAUCUGUCUGACCCGUCGCAGGGUUCGGGACGGAGAGAGUACUCCGAGUUACGUGCCUAAUUUACAGGAGCUGCAGUAUAGAAGCUCCUUUGCCAUGUUUGAAUGGUUUGGACCAAGUACCAAAGUCAAUAAUUUAAUACUCAACAUAUUUCAACAUAAACCCCAUUCUAGGUUAAGUCUUAAGUUAAGCUUCUUUAUUUUGACUGCACUCUUUCAAUGUUGAAUUGUUUUAGGAAAAGGACAAACACAAUAUUGAAUCAAAAAUGUUUUAUUUUGCAUAUGUACCUGUGUAGGUUUUUAGCUGUUUUAAUUACGUACUGUAUUGAUUUGUACCUAGCUUUUCAAUGAAUGUAGCCUACUUAUGUAGGGGUAAAAAAAUAUAUUUUAUUUUGCAAAGCAUAUUAGAACUACAAGGAACUUUUUGUUACUGGCUCCACAAGUUUAAACUAGUUACCUAUUCAAAUAUAUUCACGCAGAAUAAAUAUAUACACCUGCCAGCCGGACAGUAUCUACAUGUUUAUAACAUGUAAGAAGCCUAUAGUUUUCUUUUUUCCGAUUUUUGUGAGAUAAAAUAAAUGUCUAUUGGCUCAAGUGA
Molecule: messenger RNA, 3291 nt
Organism: Silurus meridionalis
Lineage: Eukaryota; Metazoa; Chordata; Actinopteri; Siluriformes; Siluridae
Exons: 5
Coding region: 657-1430 (257 amino acids)
Source: RefSeq, a predicted model, not a curated record